This is a messenger RNA of Vicia villosa (hairy vetch), 2670 nucleotides long. RefSeq lists its product as uncharacterized. The transcript is spliced from 6 exons. The record is from RefSeq and is a predicted model, not a curated record. Bases 1018 to 2238 code for a protein of 406 amino acids. Gene Ontology annotation, molecular function: DNA binding; DNA-binding transcription factor activity. Lineage: Eukaryota; Viridiplantae; Streptophyta; Magnoliopsida; Fabales; Fabaceae.
CUUGAGCAAGUUAUUAAUUAACCUAUACUUACCUUCAUGAGUUUCUUCUCUUUCCACCAUCUCUUUUUGUGAUUGCAUAAUUAUAAUCUUGAAUAGUAUUCUUUUCUUUUUUGUGUUCAUUCUUACUAUAAAAUGAUCCAUCUAAUAUUCAUUAUUGAGGAUUUCCAGUUCAAUUUUCUAAUCCUUUUUAUAUUUAUAAUUUUCUAACUGGUUGAAGAUGUGUUUUCUACUUUGUGCUUAUGAAUAUGAUGAUUUACAGUGUUUAAUUUGAAUAUUUAUAUAUAUAUAUUUUAUCUGUGCUUAUGUAAUAUUUCACUUCAUCAUAUAUAUGAUGUAGUACUUUAAUUUUUUGGUGAUUGAAGAUACCAAUGUAUUAUUCUGUCACUAAUUUGUUCUUUUCCAACAAACCUAUGAAAAGCCUGAAUAAGGAUAAAAUUUCAAGAAAAAGUUUAUUAAUUGUAACACCCUGGUUUUAUUUGCAUAUUCUUUUAUACAUAUAGAUAUAGUAAAUGUAUAUCUUCCUCCACCCUCACAGUUAAUUCCUUUAUGAUGAUAAUUCAGUAACUUUCUUUAGGUGUUUCAGAGAAAGUACUUAACAGGUUCAUUGUGUAGAUCUGAGUCUGACAUAUCUGUCAGAAAUUUGAUUCAAAGCUUCAAGGUUGAGUAGAGAUGUUGGUUUGGUUGCAUUCUUUUUAUUAAAAUUCUUGGCUUUUUUAACCUACUAUAGUACUAUUACUCUACUAUGAUUCUUUAAUUGUUAUCAUAUCUCACUGUUACUUUUUUUUCAUUGCUAGUUAAUUACUGUCUACUUUUUUACAAUCACUCACACUGUUCCUUUUAUUAAUGCUUAGUACUUUUUUGUUGUAGAGAUAUAUCCUACUACUCUACAACCUGUUCUCAUCCUUUUAUUAAAUUCUUGUUCAUUUUGCCAACUUUUUGUUUCAGACUUGAAUAUAUAUAGUUACAAACAAUAAUAAAGUAGAAUAUUUGAAGUUGGAGAGAAAGAAGUAAAAGAAGAUGUCAGAUGGAAAUGAGAAUGAGAAAAGUGGGAAGAGUACUAAUGAGGAAAAUGUUGGUUGUGAGGAUACUUCAAUGGGAUCUUCACAGCUUAACUUUGAUUUGAAUGAAGAAGCUAGUAGUGAUCAAGAUGAUAUUAAUUAUAUUGAGAAUGAGAAUGAUGAAGCGAAUGGCGAUGACGACGAUGAUGGUGGUGAUGAGAAAGCAAAGGAUGAUGAUGAUGAUGAUGGAAGUUCAAGUUCAACAAAAGUUAGAAGUAGUGGAUCAAAUGAAAGAAGAAAUGGUGUAAGACAAUAUGUUAGAUCAAAGAUGCCUAGGCUUAGGUGGACUCCUGAUCUUCAUCAUUCAUUUGUGCAUGCUGUUGAAAGACUUGGAGGCCAAGAGAGAGCAACACCUAAAUUGGUACUUCAACUAAUGAAUGUGAGAGGACUCAGCAUUGCUCAUGUCAAGAGUCAUUUGCAGAUGUACCGGAGCAAGAAACUUGAUGAUGUUGGACAAGUAUUAAGUCCAACACACAGAUUAACACAUGAACUAGGUCAUGUAGCUCAUCACUCCAUGAUGCCUCAUCAACAUUUCAAGAUGGCAAAUGGUGGAAUUGUUCUAGAAACCAAUUACAACCAGCACAAUUAUAAUUUUCACACUCUCUUGCAUUCACAUUCAAAAGCCAUCAAUUCAAGGAACCAACAAUGGUACUUAAAUCAUCAAUCUUUAAGACCAAGCUAUGUGAGCAAUGAAGUUGUCUCUUCAACCGCUUUACAUGGAAGAUCGUCGAUAGCUCCGAACCAGCAGAUUACUCAAGUUAUGGAUACUAGUUUGAAUACCACACUUGCUCCAAUGAGACCAAGCCAAUUUCUUGAAGAGAAAAGGUGGCCUCCAUUAGAUAUCAUGAGCAAUAAUCAAUAUUGGAAGAAAAAUUUACAUACUAAUGUUUCCACUUUUGGCUCCACUACAACAACAUCACUUAGACCAGUUGAAGUGAGCUUUGGAAACAACACAAGGAUCAGAGAAAAUCUAUUAAAACUCAAUGAGUAUCAUAGUUCAUCAAAGGUUGAAUUCGAUUCGCCAUUCCGGAUUAAGAUGAAUCAAGAAAAAUUGCAAAAAGAGAAAAAAUGGUUGCCUGAUUUGCAACUGAGUUUAAGCCAAACAAAUGGCAACAGUGAUGAUAAGAGUGAUGGUUUGAGAGAAAAUAAAGAAAUCAACACAAAACUCUCACUUUCUUAGAAUGAUUCAUUUAUUCAUGUCAAUUAUAAUAUGCAAAUACAACAACCUAGCUAGCUAGUUGAUCAUAAAGGUGUGAGAGAUGAUGUUGAUACUAAAAGAAAGUUACUCAAUAUUGCAUUGAUGGUACAAUGCCAAUUGUUGGGUUGCCAAUACAUACUAGUACUAUUUGAUUAGGAGGAUGAGCUUAUUUACAAUAUUCAUUUUUCAAAGCAUUAAUUAUUUUGGUAAGAAAAAUAAAUUAAUAGGAUUAUAAGUGGUGGAGUGGAGCUUGAUUGAUUUUAUAGUUUACCAAAUUCUUACAAACAAUUUAUUGGUGCAGUGAUAUUUUUGUAUGAAUUUUAUCCUCUAUGGGUGUUCAAGUCUUGUCUAAAACAUUUUUAAAAAUCAUAUACAAAAUUUUAAACCUUAAUUUAAACUCUCAUGUGCUUCAAA